Planococcus citri (citrus mealybug) is the source of this 1624-nucleotide messenger RNA. It is a transcript of the gene mTerf5, whose product is annotated as mitochondrial transcription termination factor 5. Lineage: Eukaryota; Metazoa; Arthropoda; Insecta; Hemiptera; Pseudococcidae. Gene Ontology annotation, biological process: regulation of DNA-templated transcription. The record is from RefSeq and is a predicted model, not a curated record. The transcript is spliced from 8 exons. Gene Ontology annotation, molecular function: double-stranded DNA binding. Bases 1 to 1521 code for a protein of 506 amino acids.
AUGAGAGCUUGGAGUUUAAGAUUCCUUUAUUUCAACCUAAGAAACUCAACUUCUCCAGUGCCUUCUUCUUCGAUGAUACGACAUGCUUCGUUUGUGCCUGUACGUUAUCGGGAUGCUGAACCCAAAUCAAUCUUUCUGAUGAAAACGACCGGAAUGACGCGUAGGAAAGCAUUAUCAGCGAUAUUAACCAAUAAUGAAUUUCGAUUAACAUCAUUGGACUCUAUGAAACUCUCGUUUGAUAUUUUAAAGAAUGCUGGAUAUGUUUCUUCUCUCGAUCAAUAUCCUGAAUUAUUAUGCAUGCAUAGUUCAGUUCUGAAAAAUAGAAUUUUGUUAUUGGAAGAUUGCAGUUUUAAUAAGGAAAAAAUUCCCUAUUUAUUAAGUGUCUUUGAAUCUCUUCCGAAUAAGAAAUUAUUUACUUUGAAAAAUUUUGAUAUUUUACCACCGACUGUGAACUUGAUUGAAAAUUUCUUUCAUCUUUGUAGUGUUCCGAUUGCGGAGAAUUCUAUAGAAUUCGAUGAUUGGGAUACGUUUAAAGAUGUUUAUUGCAAAUUUUAUAAAUUCUAUGUCCAACGUGAACUAGGCUUGAGUGACGAACGAGUUGAGAAAAUUUUGAAACCUGUUAAGUGGAUAAGUUUCCGAUAUCUGAAGUACAAUUUGAAAAUUGUUCGUGAUAUUUUUCAUUCAAAUAAUGACGAUAUCCAGUUUCUGAGAUAUUUGCUGCAUUCGUAUCCCGAUAGCCUCCUUCACUUAUUCAAGAUUUUAAAAAAUGGACAUUUGAAGGCUUUAAUAAAAAAGAAUCCAAAAAUAGUUGAUGUUUCUACAGAAGUUAUCGCAAAAAAUGCUCAAUUUUUACAAGAAAACAAUAUCCCCAAUACAGCGCCAACCUAUGCGUCACUUUUAACUAUGGAUUCCGACUUACGUUUUAAUCGAUUAUCUAAAAUAUUGGAAACAUAUGAAUUGCAAUCUUACGUAAAACAUCCCAGAUUUAUGAAAUUAAUUGAUGAAUGCUGUUUGGCUCGUGAAAGACUGGAUGUUUUGAAAAAGCUCAACAUGAGAUGUUAUACGUUGAAUCAGUUGACCUGUCAAGAUGAAUCUUUCGUCAGACAUAUCUCUAACGGCAUUGAUAAGGUGCGGUGCAACGACAAAAUUACUUUUCUAACUGGGGAACUUCCGUAUACAAGAUCAGAAAUAAAACAAAGAUUACAUUUAAAUCCGUAUGCCGGAUACAUACCAUUACACACUGUAUGCGAAACCGUGAAUUAUUUGAAAGAAAUGGGAUUUCCUGCCGAUGAUAUUUUCAUUUCGUUACCCAUUGUACUCUACCACAAGAAAGUAGUAGCACAUGCGUUGACGGACUCAGUUCCUAAAUUGUUGAAGUCAAUGGAUUACCCUACCGAUGCAGAUAUCAUUAAACUUAAAGCAUGUUUACCUCUCGUAUUGUACUGUAUAGAAAAACAACAUAAUUUUAAGGGUGAUGGUGUUUGGAUUCAAGAUGAAAGAGCAGAUUUAUAUAUUGGAUAAUUAAUUGUUCGAUGAUUUUUUUUUCGGUUUUGUUUUCUUGUGCCUAAAUACUUUGUAAUGAUUUUUUUGUUAAACAAAUAAUUAAAAGUGAAAAUUUACGUGA